Molecule: messenger RNA, 676 nt
Organism: Drosophila miranda
Lineage: Eukaryota; Metazoa; Arthropoda; Insecta; Diptera; Drosophilidae
Exons: 2
Coding region: 360-662 (100 amino acids)
Source: RefSeq, a predicted model, not a curated record
UCUUAUCACUGGUCUUGUGGUACAGUGGUAUAGAAUUAAUAAUUCAAAGUGUUUACGGCUGGUUGCCGGAGCAAGGUUUAUUAACAAGCGUUAGCUUUCGUUAUAAGAACAGAACUAAAACUAGGAGCCACCAGCAAGCUGGGACAUAAGCUGAAUCAAAAGUAUUUAAUUGCCAAAGAAUGCAAAGCUACAAAAUAUAUGUACUUAGAGCUACAAAGCUACAGUCGGUAAGCCGACUUGGCAUAAGCGAUAAUGCUGAUCUUGCGGCAUGUGCAAGAUAUCAGAUUACCGCCGGUUGACCGUCACAUUCAGGGCGCUGAACUGAAGUUCGCUGAUUUGGCAUCUUGAGUGCAAACAACAUGGAGCAGAGCACAUUGGACAACGACAAUCCUGAUGAGUACUUUUCGGAUAUUAUUGAGAUGGACCUGGACGGAUCUUGUAGCUCCAGCACCUUGUCUGGGCGUCCGCCAAAGAAAAAGAAAAAGACCGACAUUUCGUGGCUGGCAGAGAUCGCCCAGGAGCGUCUCGAACAACAAAAGGACCACCACAGAAAGAAGGAGGAGCACGACGUUAGGCAGGAGAAGAUGGUGCAGGACUUGAUCAGCACCCAAACAAAAUUCCAGAACGACUUAUUAGAAGUUUUAAAAAAUAAAAAUAAAUAAGUUUUUAAUUUUCA